Messenger RNA from Medioppia subpectinata, 393 nucleotides. The record is from the annotation of a GenBank genome assembly. Lineage: Eukaryota; Metazoa; Arthropoda; Arachnida; Sarcoptiformes; Oppiidae.
UUGCGAAAAUUGAACGACGAAUACAUUAGUGUUCGCGAGGAAUACGAGAAAAUGCAAAACGAUUUGUCGAAGGAUAUCAUUGCCGACACUGCCAAAUAUUCGGAUGCAAUCAAAGAUCUGGAUAUUCUGUUGACAUAUUUGGAUGUAAUGGUAGGUCUGGCGUCAGCUUCACUCGCGCCGUCCAUUGCUUACGUUCGACCAAAACUUUUACCAAAAGGUAGUUCGGGUAAAAUAGAUGUGAAACAAGUCCGUCAUCCGUGUCUCGAACUUCAAGACAACUUCUCUUACAUCGCAAACGAUGUCUCAUUUGAUUCAGAAACUGGAAAAUUUUAUUUUAUCACAGGGCCAAAUAUGGGCGGAAAGUCGACUUACAUCCGAUCGGUCGCGUUGUGU